ACCUGCUGAGCCACUCCAUGAUGAUGACAUCAAGCAUACCCACAUGCAGCUGUGUUAAUGUGUGUUUGCAGUUAUACCAGGCAGAGUUUGCUCUCUGAAUCAGGGUGCAAGGCAGAUUCUGGGUGCCAGCAAUGAGCCCAGGAGCACUAAACUCUUAGUUUAAAGUUUACUUAGUUUAAACCCUACUCUUGUAGGGCUUAAGAGGGACCAGGUUCUCUGGUGGUGGGGGGCAGGAAUGACCUUGGGGCUGGUGCCAGGGGAGAGCAGGGGCAGUGAGAGUGGAGGUUCCCCGUCCAUGGGGAAUGCAGGCAAUGCAUGGCCUCCACUACUCUUUGCUCCUCAUAGUCUGUCCAGUUAAUGAGUGAGCUUUGAGCAGCAAGGGCUUUGCACAGUCACAGCUGUGGUCAAUGCCCUGUGACAAAACAUGGGCAUUCCCUGCUUGUGGUGCUUUGGGAAGCUUCCCACCCACAGUGGCAGCUCUUAAUCCCUGCCAUCCUUGUCCAGGUUGCAGGAUUCAGCACCAAGACUCCUACCAGCAUUGGGUGUGUGGUAGUCCUACAUCAGAGGCAUCCUUGGCAUGGGCACAUUGUCCAUGGAUGGGAAUGUCAGGACAUGGGGGCACCUAUGCAAGGGUUAAUGGGCUCUAGAGCCUGAUGGCAAGAAGGGUCUGGGCUAGGAGAGCCAGAUUGCACCUUGAGUGGGUGGGGAUGCUUCAAGUAUUUGUAGAAAGGAGCUCUGGCACAGUCCAGUCUGUACUGAAAGAAGCAGGGGUGGAUGCAGGGGCCUGAGUGAGACCCAGCUACAGGCAGUUGGUGCUGUGACAAUGUCCAGUUCCUAGCCAGGGGUGGUUGUUACCUGGCCCUUAUGGUGACAUCCCAUAGUGACACUUGCAUUCCUAGCUGUAAGGGCAGGUUACUCACCAACUCAGGUUAAUGGCUAACCCUAGGGCAGCUUCUGCAGAAGGUGGAAGUUCAGCCCUGUAGGGACUGCGUGGAUUCCUCAGGGGGGUGAGACCCUGCCCUGCAAAUUGGGUGGCAAUGAGGGGAGGCAGCAGCAUGAAUGGGGGCCGCCAUCCAGUGACUGGUGCUGGGAGCCCUGCGCUCACAUCCUGCUCCUGGCCAAAGAUGUGUUCCUGGAUGCUGAGCUGCUGCUUAGCCCUGCAGCAUCUUGCCGUGCAGGCUUCCCUGCUCUGCAUUUUCCACCUAUUAUUGCUGCCUGCCCUGUCUGAGGAGCAGCUUCACGCCCCAGCUGCCAGUGUGCUGCUGGCACGCAGCCUCUUUGCCUGUGGCAUCUCCACGUUGUUGCAGACCACCCUGGGAAGUCGGCUGCCACUGGUCCAAAUCCCAUCAUUUGAGUACCUGGUCCCUGCCUUGGUGCUGAGCUCCCACCUGUCACUUGGUGUCAGUGAAGAUGAGAAUGGCAUGGCUGUGGCCACCAUGUGCCCUGAACCACACUGCACCAUCACAGAGAGCAGAGCUGCCUCGCUGCAAGAGGUAUCUGGGGCUGUGCUGAUCUCUGGGCUGGUCCAGCUGGUGCUUGGAGCAGUGGGUGUAUGCGGCUGGGCAGUGCAGCGUUGUGGGCCCAUGGUCCUGGCCCCCAGCCUCUCUAUCAUCGGGCUGUCUGCCUACAAGGAGGCUGCUUUCUUCUGCUCUGCCAACUGGGGGGUAGCUCUGCUGCUCAUGCUCUUCACCAUCACCUUCUCCCAGCACCUGGGAUCCUGCCGCCUGCCCUUCUGUGCCUGGCCCUAUGUCCCAGGGGUCUCCAUGGAGCCGUCUGUUCCCACCUUGCGCACUCUCUCGGUUCUCCUUCCAUUCGCCAUUGUCUGCACCAUCUGUUCUAUCAUCCACCACUUCCACGUCUCCUGGGACUUGCCAGACUUGGCAACAGCACAGCUUUCUUGGGUCAACAGCACCCUUCACACACCAUGGCUUCAGCUGCCCUAUGCAGGUGGGGUUGCAGGGCUGGGUGCAGCCUUGGGGUCAUCCCUUGGCAAUGUCACUUGUUCCCUCUCUACUACAGGUGAGUGGCCACUGCUCACACCCCGAGCAUUGGCGGUGGGCAUCGCCAUGGCCUUUGGCUGCAGCAUUAACUCUGUGGGCUGCUAUGUGCUCUGCGGGAAGCUGCUGCGAGCUCCCCAGCUGCCCCCUCACACCUGCAACCGAGGGCUGUGCAUUGAGGGGCUGGGCAGCCUGCUGGCAGGGCUGCUGGGCUCUGCAGGGGGCACGGCUGCCAGCAUCGCCAAUGCCUGUGCCGGUGGCCUCACGCAGGAUGGCUCUCGUCUCUCAGUGCAACUCAAUGCGUUGGCGUGUGUGAUGCUGGGCAUGUCCCCGAGGCUGGUGGGGCUCCUUGCUUACAUCCCUCUGGCAGUUCAUGGUGGUGUGCUCUGCGUCACCUAUGCCGUGGCUGUGGGCAUGGGAAUCUCCUACUUCCAGUAUGCGGACAUUGACUCUGGGAGGAACAUCUUCAUUGUCGGCUUCACCAUGUUCAUGGCACUGCUGGUGCCACGGUGGCUCAGCGUGGCUCCAGCUCAUCUGGUCACAGGCUGGGUUCCCUUGGACCUUCUCUUCCUCUCCCUGCUCGUGAUGCCUGUCUUUUUAACCGGUUUCUUGUCCUUCUUCCUGGAGAACACAGUCUCAGGCACUCUGGAGGAGAGGGGGAUGCUCGCUGACAGUGUGCAGCGGAAACCUGGGACCAGUUCUGGUCAGCCCUGGAGGAAGGGGAGCAAAACCAGCCCUGUGUAUGGGCUCCCCACCUGGCUGAGGAGGCUGCUGCCCUCUUCCUGCAAAGCCUUCCCCUGCUGCUUCCUCUGUCCGAUGGAGUGCUCCAAGGAGCUGGAGAGCAGGCUCCUGACCCAGCCUUGGGCUUCUGUUUGCUUUGGCGAGUCUGCUUUUAUUGCCAAAGCUUGCUUCGGGGAUACGGGCUACGCGCUGCUGAUCUCCGACCUCAGCGGUGUCUGGUACGAGAGUGCCGACACGGAGGCUGUGGGGCAAAGGUCCAAGGAGCUGAACAAGCGGCUGACGGCCCCCGUGUCCUCCGUCCUGCAGCGCCUGCACGUUGUGCUGAGCCCCGUGCUAGCAGGGCAGCCGCACGCCGCCACGUCCUUCUCCUGCCAGCGUUCGGCCGACGGGCUCAGCCUGCGAGUGAGGAGCGAGCUGUCGGGGCUGCCCUUCUACUGGGACUUCCGCUGCAGCCCCGCUCCCGUGGCGACGGUGUGCCGUCACCUUGUGCGUCCCCUGAUACAGAUGAGCCUGGCUUUACAGCACCAGGUGCAAGAGCUGACCUCCAUGCUACUCCGGAAGGAUGCUGAGAUCGAAGACUACAGGGAGAGCGGGGCCACUUUGAGCAGAGAUCGCCUGCGAACAGAGCCCUUCCAGGAGGAGAAGUUUCUGCAGAACUUCAUGGCUGAGAGCCUGCCCCAAAUCUGCAGCGCAGGAGAUGGACACGCAUUCACCUCUGCUCUGCGGCAGCUCUACAUGGAGGUGACGCUGCAGGAGGCCAAGAAGGCUCGGAAAAGGCAUCACCCAGAGGACAUCGAGGACCUGGCGCCUACUGCAGAAACCUCAGGGCACCCCGACCCGGCACCCCAGUCCCCAGCGGACAAAACAGCAUCUUUGAGUGAGGAAGCCACGCCGACCUCCUCCCCGGUGCAGAAGCCCCGGCUACCCAUGGCCAAGGCCAAGCCGAAGAAGGCAAAAGGGCUCUUCAGCUGAAAGUCUGCUGCUGCCGUCCUGAGGGUCUCUGCUCCUGCAGCACCUGUGAGAGGCUGUGUGGAUCACCACAUGUCCUCUGUCUCAUCUACAUCUCCCCGUGGAUCCUUCUGGGGUCAUUCCCCACUGCUGGGGAGAUGGGGUUUCUUGUCUGCCUGCUGAUAUCUCAGGGAACCCUUUGGUGCUUCUGCCCAGAUGCAGAUCCCAGGCUGACUGUGUGGAGCUCCUACUAGACUUGGGGGUAGUAGGAGGGAUGCUGCCACGUGGGUGCCAAAGGCAGAUGCUGCAGGACUCUGGUGGGGUUUGGCUUUGGGUGGAAGACAGUGCAUCCUGCCCUUAUGUCAGCUUGCAAUAAAGAGCUGUGUCUGGGUGACA
Molecule: messenger RNA, 4082 nt
Organism: Coturnix japonica (Japanese quail)
Lineage: Eukaryota; Metazoa; Chordata; Aves; Galliformes; Phasianidae
Product: non-homologous end-joining factor 1-like
Biological process (GO): double-strand break repair via nonhomologous end joining; transmembrane transport
Cellular component (GO): nucleus; DNA ligase IV complex; membrane
Molecular function (GO): DNA end binding; transmembrane transporter activity
Source: RefSeq, a predicted model, not a curated record